This is a messenger RNA of Labeo rohita (rohu), 2995 nucleotides long. Its product is annotated as CD209 antigen-like protein E. The transcript is spliced from 5 exons. NCBI's taxonomy places the organism in Eukaryota, Metazoa, Chordata, Actinopteri, Cypriniformes, Cyprinidae. The record is from RefSeq and is a predicted model, not a curated record. The coding region runs from base 162 to 1013 and encodes 283 amino acids.
AUCCUUUUUAGAUUUCACACAAUGAUCAGUUUCACUCAGCUAGAACAUUCUAAAUGGGGUUGAAAGCAGGGAAGAGAACAAAAGCCAAUGUUAACUGAAAGACAAGGAAGAACAUUUAACAUUUGCACAGUUUAAUUGUGCUUGACUGUAAAAGAGCAGAAAUGUCUGAUGGAAUUCAUAACCAUGUGUUCAGGACUGAGGAAAUAAACCAAGACAGAGUGGAGAAGACAGUGGAUAUCUAUGAGAGUGCAGAUUGUGUGAGAGAUCAUGACCUCAGGCCGGAGACAAAUACACUUCAACCACCUCAGCAAACAGGAAAUUAUUGUGUGAAGAUCAGAAGCUCCAGAGCAGCUGUAGUGUGUUUGGUGCUGCUGUGUGUUCUUCUGCUGACUGCAGUCAUAGUGCUGUGUGUCCACAUCCAUACAAACAACACAAACUACACACAAGAGACACACCAGCUACUAACCAAGAUCACCAACCUCACAAAGAAGGGAGAAGAGCUACUAACAAAGAACAUAAACUUGACAGAUGAAAGGGACGGAUUAUUAACCAAAAAUGACAACCUGACUAAACAAAGAGAGCAGUUUAUUCAGAAAAGAAAUGAGCUGGUGAAGAGUCUUCAUGAAACAGAUGGAUGGUACUACUAUAAAUUUAGUUUUUACUUCAUUUCCUAUGAGUGGAAGAGCUGGACUGAGAGCAGAGCAUAUUGUACAAAAAGAGGAGCAGAUCUGAUCAUCAUAAACAACAAAGAAGAACAAGAUUUUGUCAAUAGUAUUGCUGAUGGUAUUUAUGUCUGGAUUGGUCUGACAGACAUUGAUGUUAAAGGCAGAUGGAAAUGGGUUAAUGGCAGCACACUGACCUCAGGUUUCAGGCUCUGGGCAUCUGGACAGCCAAAUGGAGGAAAAGUAGAGAAUUGUGCUUUGUCUUAUUCAUUAAAGUGGUAUGAUUAUCAGUGUAAUAGUGCCUACAAAUGGAUCUGUGAGAAGAGCUUUGAAAAGUUUUUGAUACUAUGAAACACGUUUAUUCACAUUAUUUAAAAAUAAGGUUUACUUUUUCUUUUACAUUUAAUAAUUUGUUUUACAAGUAACUAAUGUUAUGUCAUUAAAGUCUUGAUGUGUUUAACUUAGAGGUGUAUUCAUGUGCCAACAUUGGUCAGUGUUCCAUAUAAAUAAUAUCACACUUGCAGAGCAAAACUGAGUACCAGAAGGUAAAACACACUGUGACCUGCUUUAGAGAGGCUUGACAUGAUUAAAAACACAGAAGAAAAACUUUAUAGCAAUUACCAAUAUUUGACAAUAUUUGUCUUGUCAUAAAAUGCAUGUCUCAUAUGAGAAAGUGGCUCUGGGGGACUGAGAAAAAAAAACAAACCACAGUCUUAGAGGGAAAAAGUAGUAUAAUGGCUGUCAGUGGGGCGGUAGCCUUUCAACAGGUACUAAUUUAGGUAGUAAUAUGUACCCUUUAGGGCACGUUCCUGGAGGCCCACCCAACACUGCACAUUUUGCAUCUCUCCUUUGUCUGACACACCCAUUUCAGGUCUUGGAGUAUCUACUAAUGAGCUGAUGAUCUAAAUCAGGUGUGUUUGAUUAAGGAGAAGUGUUGGUGGGCCUCCAGGAACGUGGUUGGAAACCACUGCUUUAGGGGAUUCUGAACUUUUGAACUACACAGUGACAUCAGAUCAGUUCCAUCCACUUUUUUGAAUAACUAGCACUAAAAUAGAAUGAAGAAGGAAGAGCUGAACAUAGCAGCCAAUUUAAAUAGACAGCAGAAGAACUGAGACUUUGACCAGAAUUAAUUCAUUUUAUUUUCCAAUUUCCACUGACAACAAUUACCUAACAGGUGUGACUCUGGAUUGUGCUGAGUAAACAACAAUGUAAAGAAGCCCAACAAAUAUUGUCUACAGGUCUACACUGAUGUCUGUGUAUCACAUCAUAAUUUGGCAUUAUUAUCGCUGAAUCUCUGUGUUUUAAACUACUUUGGCCUCACCAGGCUGAAACUGACUCAACAUUGAAACUGACCUCAGAUCAGUUUUAUAAUUUUAUUUUAACUGGGAUUACAAGCAAUAAAGAAAAAAGCUGUCCAUUAAGAACGACACAGAAAAAAUGUGCCACAUUAUUUGUGCUAUUAAAUAAAUAGGUGAGAAGAGCUUUGUGACGUAUUACUGCAUACCAUGAAGUACAUGUUUUUUCAGAAUAAUGUUAUGAUUAAUUCUGCAGCCUCACAUUAUAGGAAGAAUGUGCUGAUGUCAGUGCUAAGCUAAUGGCUAAAUCUGGAUAAUAUUAUUUAGAAAGUUUGACACGAUUGAUAAUUAAGGAAUUUCCAAUGAGACGUGACCUGUUAAUAUUGCACUUAAUGCAUCAGUCAGCUAAAAAUCCAGCUGAUGUACAUGCAAAUAUGCUGUGCUAUAAUAAAUAUGUUUGGACCAAGGGAAUGUACUAGUUUCAUUUCCUCUAAAGUACUGUAAUCACAGCAGGCCAAACGUUUGCCUCAAUCUAUCUACUAUCUAUCUAUCAAUCUAUUUCUCUCUAGAAAUCAGUGCCUGCUUAUGUCACAUGACCACAGUGGUGCAUUAUAAAAGUUAAGCCCAAAAAGCAGAAGUUUAGAGUGGUUCAGUUCACCUAAAAACAACAACUUUCAAUAAUCUCACACUCAACUCAAGCAGACCGAAUAUGUCUUACAGCAAUAUGAACAUUUCUGGGAAACAUGGGAUGGAAAGAGAAUAUGAAAAGAUGGAUUUUAACAGUAGCGAUGUCCAGACGGUUUGCAUGGCACACAAAAAUGAUAACAUGAAAUCUGUCAUGUGACCCGGGAGCGUACAAAGCUGAAGCCAAGACUUCCUAUAUAUAUAUACAUCCUACUGAGGUCGCUUGAUUUCAAUUGGUCAUUUAUCUUCAAAUCUGUCACCUUCAUUUCAAUGAGGAUCAGAAGCUCCAGAUCAGCUGUAGUGUGUUUGGUGCUGCUGUGUGUUCUUCUGCUGACUGCAGUCAUAGUGUUGUUA